UUCACAGAUGGGAGAUUGGGAAAUGGAGCACCUGCAGUCUUACCUGUGGGGUUGGUUUACAGACACGAGAUGUCUUCUGUUCUCAUCUACUAUCAAGAGAGACUAAUGAGACUGUGAUUUUGGCAGAUGAAUUGUGCUCUAAACCUAAGCCAUCCCUUGUGCAAGCCUGUAAUCGCUUUGACUGCCCACCCUCCUGGUAUCCUACAGAAUGGCAAGAGUGUUCGCAGACAUGUGGCAGUGGUGUCCAGAAGCGAGAUACACUUUGUAAGCAGCGCCUGGCAGAUGGGAGCUUAUUAGAGCUACCAGAGACCUUCUGCUCCAUGCCAAGGACAGUUACCCAACAAGCCUGCAAAAAUGAGGAUUGUCCCAAUGAGUGGCUGCUCUCUGACUGGACACAGUGUUCAGUGAGCUGUGGAGAAGGCACACAGAGUCGAAAUGCCAUUUGCAGAAAGAUGCUGAAACCCGGGGAAUUUGUUAUCAUCAAUUCCUCACUCUGCCUGCCUUUGCCAUUCUCAUCCUUGAUCAGGCCCUGUGCACUAGGCCCCUGUGCAAGGCACAACAGGCCAGCUCAUAAUCAAAGCCCCCAUAUUAUGGCUGUGAAGAAAGUUUACAUCCAGACAAGAAAGCAGAAGAAACUACACUUUAUUGUAGGUGGGUAUGCCUACCUACUACCCAAAACUUCUGUUGUUCUCCGAUGCCCUACAAGGAGGUUCAGAAAAUCAAUGAUCACUUGGGAGAAGGAUGGCAAGAGGCUCAUCAGCUCAGCUCAUGUCACCAUUGCACCCUAUGGGUACAUGAAAAUCCAUCACUUGAAGCUUCUGGAUGCUGGGAUAUACACCUGCACAGCAGGGCCAGCCCGGGAGAAUUUCAUAAUUAAACUAAUUGGAAGCAACAAGAGGAUAAUUGCUGGUCAGACAACUGGUAUUAAGGAGGAAGAGGCCAUGAGAAAGGCCAGUUUAAAUGAAGCCUUGAGAACACAGGAGAAACAUCUCAAUGGGAUUUUCUUCAAUAGUAGCAACUCUGAAAAGCAAGGGCGCCUUGCUAACCCCAGCAGAUGGUAUGACAGUAUUGUCUCAAGGCUGCUACAGCACAGAGGCUGGCCAGGGGAAAAUCUGGAGGCCUGGGAAGCCCAGGAGUCCAUGGAGAGAAAUGCAUCCUCAGAAGAGGACCAGAGUCGGGAGCAUAGCCUGCCAUUUACUGUAAUUACAGAGCAGAAACGCUUGGAUGACAUCAUAAGGAACUUGUCUCAACAGCCAGAGGAGCUUAAGGAUAUGUACACUGAGCAGCUUGUUGUGCAGCUGGCUCACGAGGUUUUCAAGAGCCACUUGGAGCACCAGGAAUUUGCCCUCAAAGCAUCAAGGUGGAAAGUUGAUUCAGCCCCAGUGGAGUACCCUUUCCACAGGCACGUUUCUGGAUUUACCAGCUCCCUGAGGACAUCAUCUGCUGAAGUGUUUCCUCCCAGUUCUGUAGGCCUGGCUAAUGGCUUGCGCAGACCCCAUCAAAAGCCUGCCAUUCUGCGGAAGAUUUCAGCAGCACAACAGCUUUCUGCUUCAGAGGUUGUUACUCACCUGGGACAGACAGUGGUUCUAGCAAGUGGCACACUCAGCGUGCUGCUUCACUGCGAAGCAGUGGGAAAUCCAAAGCCCACCAUCAGCUGGGCUAAGAACGGAGAGGAGGUGAAAUACAGUGAUAG
This is a messenger RNA of Empidonax traillii (willow flycatcher), 1693 nucleotides long. Its product is annotated as ADAMTS-like protein 1. The annotation marks the transcript as partial. Gene Ontology annotation, molecular function: cell-cell adhesion mediator activity. The record is from RefSeq and is a predicted model, not a curated record. Gene Ontology annotation, cellular component: axon; plasma membrane. The transcript is spliced from 4 exons. Gene Ontology annotation, biological process: homophilic cell-cell adhesion; dendrite self-avoidance; axon guidance. NCBI's taxonomy places the organism in Eukaryota, Metazoa, Chordata, Aves, Passeriformes, Tyrannidae.